AUGUUCUCGACCUUUACAGGCAACUCCCGGCGGCCGAGAAACGUCAACCUGAGCGGCCAAGCCAGCAACCCGUUCUCCAACACAUCAUGGAGCCCCUCGGCCGUUUCGAACGCUACAAAGACUGUGUCGGAUGCACAGGCCGAAAGGGAGAAGCGACAGGCGGAACGGCGGCGCUUGAAGGCCGCAUCGCAGAUACAGAGAACAUGGCGAGGGUAUAGAUCGCGGGCUAUACUGAGGGACCAGCAUCGGCGUGACUUCGACCUCGUCUACGGAUCCCGACCGGACCUCGAUGCUUCUCAGAGGCUAUCGACUUCUUUUCCUCUGCUUCUUUCUUUCUUCUCUCCCCACCGAGUCGACGACCUACAGCGUCUACUUCUAUUCGUCAACGACUGUAAUAACACCUCCCUUCAGCAGCUCUUCGAUGCCAGUCGUCAUCCUUCACGCCUUCGCAAGUUAAUGAAGGUUUUGGUGAAAUCCUUGGGUGUUUUAGUUUCCAGAGACGAUACGGCGGUGGAAACAGGGAAUCUUCUUGCGCUGAUCAACCGGUUGGCUGCCACCUCGCCCUCUGCUAUACUUGAAUCGAUCGACGAAUACUAUACGGGCUUGGCUAAGCUCUGCCAAUCGAAACAUGGCCCAGAAUGGGUGCAAGUUCUCCUCGAGUCACUCGCAGCACCAUUAGAAUCCGAUGCCUAUAGGGCACUUGCGCUCCGAUUCCUGUCAACGGAGAACCUCCAUCUUUUCGAGAAGAACAUCGACCGAGUGGCCCAGAUCAUCAACACAGAGAAGCUCGCGGUCGAGAUUCUCAAAGCGUACAGCGAAAAAUCAGAUGCUUUGCCAGAAAAGGACCGCCUCUUCUGGCUUCUGGCUCAUUUCAUAGAUCUGAGUAGAGCACAGAAGGGUUCAACGCGGAACCUGGUGCAUCUGACUGCCACUUUCACACAGUUAUCCGCCUUGUCUUCUGAUAUCAGUAUGCGAAUAAGCACACAGCCGUCUUCCGAGCAACCCGACGACGUGGCUACCGACUCUCUUGUAUUUGCCUCAUCGUCAUAUAUCUCCACCCAGUUAUUGCGGCUGGUUGACAGUAAUGGGAUUUCCAACCUCCUGCACGACUUCUCCAUGAGCCUGGCGCAGUCUUCAGGCCAAGAAUUAGAAGGCAGUGAGCUCCUUGCUGGCUACAUACUGGCUUUGCUUCAAAGCUUUCCGAGCAGAGCAGAUGACACCCGCAUGAGGCUAUUUCUCGAGGAGAUCCCUACUGCAGAAGGGAAUACUCCCAUUGUCAAGUUUUUGUGGCAGAUGAUGACCAAGACCUCGGUGUUUCAGAAACUAAGAACAGAAUCUGAAAGGCCGGCGAAGAUCCUUCACAGGUAUUUCUAUGAAACUUCAUCUCAGCCAUCGGUGCACGCGGAAGAGCAAGAAUGGAGGAUAAUCCUCUUGUUCUUGGAGCUUUACACAUUCAUUCUCAGAAUCAGCGACGAUGAAGACUUUUUGAGCGGCAUAUAUCCCCAGGUAAUGAGCAGCGACGUGCCACAAUCACGCACUCGCUCAUGCAGCUUGGCGUUAAAGGAUGUCGAAGCGCUCAUCACAUUCCUCAAGAAUACUUCAUUCACUCUGCAUUACAGUGUCCAGGAGAUAACCCAGACUCGAUCGACCGUCGACGCUUCAACACAAGCCCGGUUGGACUCCUAUUGGGGCGAUUCAUCGAAGAACCAGGGCGGAUCCAAAGAAUCCAGCAAAACCUCGACAUCAAGAGUCUCUACGAAGCUCGAUCUAGAGAGCCUUCGCGCCAUCAUUACCACAGCGCUGAAGAUGCUGUACGAAAGGGACUCGAGGAAGCAUUUCUUACCGGUGGACCACUGGCUUAUGACAAGCAAGCUGGAGAAGGAAGACUUCAUCGGGGCUGUCAUAGCGGAAGAGGAGAGGCAGAUCCAAGAACAGGCCGAUGGUAGCGACGCCGAAGAAGAUGAAGACGCAGACGCUUCAUACGCUGACGGUUUCGGGAUGCAUUCAAGUUUCGCCGCGCAACGGCUUUCUCGCAAUGUUAGACUGGAAAGGAUCAAAGCGAACCAGAUACGCGCCCAAAGGGAACGACGACUCGCCGAGAUGGGUCCCAAGCUCGAACUGCUAAAGCACAUCCCAUUCGUUGUUCCAUUUGAGACGCGAGUAAUGAUUUUUCGGCAAUUCAUCUACCUCGACAGGCUUCGUAGGGGUGGAAACCAUGGGAUGAUGAUGCCCCCUAUGGGACGGCAUCACGCAAAGAUUCGCCGUGGCCAGUUAUUUGACGAUGCCUAUGAGCAGUUCUACCAACUGGGAGAUGGCCUGAAAGACCCGAUUCAAAUCACCUUUGUGGACCAGUUUGGCACGGCCGAGGCAGGUAUCGACGGCGGUGGAGUUACAAAAGAGUUUCUCACCAGUGUUACGGCAGAGGCUUUUGGAAACGAGCACGGAGGGGUAGGCAUGUUCACGCGUAGUCGCAAAGAACUGCUGUAUCCCAACCCAACGGCCCUGGACGUGCUUCGCGAGUCGCUGCGGAAGCAAGGGCUGGUGGAAACUGAUCCAGAGUGGAGAGAGGCGGUGUCCGAUCUGCUGAGGCGCUAUGAAUUCCUUGGCCGCAUCGUGGGUAAGUGCAUGUAUGAGGGAAUCCUCGUCGACCUUGCCUUUGCCGGGUUCUUCCUCUUGAAAUGGCCAUCGCCCAGUCGAAAGGAGGAGAACAGCUACAAGGGCAGUGUCAACGACCUUCAAGACAUGGACGAGGAGCUAUACAAUGGUCUCCUCCGCCUCAAGAAUUAUCCCGGAGAUGUCUCCGAGCUGGGGCUCGACUUUACCGUAACGGACCAGAUCUCGGCUCCGGGUGAGCCAGUCAAGACUGUCACCAGAAAGCUGGUGCCCAACGGCGAUGAGAUACCGGUGACAAACGACAACCGCCUGCUGUACAUAUCAUACGCAGCUCGCCAUCGCCUGGUUGUGCAGCCAGCCCCUCAGACCAGUGCUUUCUUGCGCGGACUCCGCGAGAUUAUCCGGCCGUCCUGGCUCUCCAUGUUCAACCAGUCUGAGCUGCAGCGCCUGGUUGGCGGCGACUCGAUGGCGAUUGACGUUGAGGACCUCCGCCGGAACACGGUCUACAGCGGCCUCUACGCCAUUGGCGAUGAUGGGGAAGAACACCCGACGAUCAAGAUGUUCUGGAAUGUCAUGAGGGGCUUCACGGACGCCCAGAGGCGUGACGUUCUCAAGUACGUUACGUCAACUCCAAGAGCACCGCUGCUUGGCUUCUCGCAGCUGAAUCCAAAAUUUGCCAUUCGAGAUGGCAGCUCGGACCAAGAGCGGCUACCGAGCACGAGCACAUGUGUCAACUUGUUGAAGUUACCAAUCUACAAGUCGGAGGAGACUUUACGCAAGAAGUUACUCUACGCGAUCCAGUCGGGGGCCGGAUUCGAUUUGAGUUAG
Molecule: messenger RNA, 3441 nt
Organism: Trichoderma citrinoviride
Lineage: Eukaryota; Fungi; Ascomycota; Sordariomycetes; Hypocreales; Hypocreaceae
Exons: 3
Coding region: 1-3441 (1146 amino acids)
Biological process (GO): ubiquitin-dependent protein catabolic process; protein polyubiquitination
Molecular function (GO): ubiquitin protein ligase activity; protein binding
Source: RefSeq, a predicted model, not a curated record